AUUUAUUAUUUCAUUAAAUGGAAGCACUUGAUAAUGAGAGAUGGGUUGAUCUUUAAGCCUAAGUGGAUCACCAAAACCAGAUAAUUAAAACCUAAUAGGAAGAUAUCAAUCAAUACAAAUAAAUCAUAUCAAGUUACAAGACAUAAAUUGGACAAAUUGAGAAUAAAAUGAAUUCAUUUUCUUAAGCAGAAGUAUUGUUAAGAGAUGCAAAUCAUAGAAAUGAUAUCUUGAUAGCAGAAAUCGAGAGAUUAAAUGUUAUCGUUUUUCAAUAAGGAAAUGAAGUUGAGGAAUGGAAAAACAAAGCACAACGCUUAGAUUUAGCCCUACAAGAAUACAAAUAAUUCGAACUAAGCAAUAGAGACAUGGUUCUCAAGGCAACUAGAUUGGCAGAAGAAGUAGAAAGAUUGAAAGAUUUAUUAACAAAAAAAUAGCUAGACUACUAGCAACUUCAAAUUGAGCUCAAUUAAGCUCUACAAGACUUAGAAGACGAAAGAAAUAAGGUUAAAUUGCUUGAAGACAGACUAGCUGAGUUGGAAUCAGAAACUCCAACAGAAAAAGCACUCAAACAAAUUCUAAUUCAAAAAACAGAAAUAAUAAGAUUGUAAUAGGUGAUUCAAAGUUUGAAUAAUAAAAUUUAAUACUUACAAUAAGAAAUAGAUGAAUUAAACAUUAAAUACAAUAAUCAAUUAAGAGCUAAUGAUGAUUUGAGAACGUCAGCUGAAGCAAAUGAGAAAAAGGCAAAGAAAGCUGAGCUUGAUCUUUAGAAAGCUUUGGAGGAAAUAGAAAAAUUGAAAAAAUAAUUAUCUGAUGUCAAACCAGUAGUAUAAACAGUGCCAUAAGGAGUUGAUCAAUAAAAGGUUGAUUAGAUGUAAGAUUUAAUUUAUAGUCUUUAAAAAUAAUUAAGAGAAACAGAGGAUAAUUUAUAAGAUGCACUCAAUAAACUUAGAGAUGCUGAAAACAGAAUUAAAUAAUUAGAAAGAUAACUCAAGGACUUAGAAUUAUAAAAUUAAAUGGCACAAGAUAGAUUAAAAGCUUAAUAAUUGUUAUAAUCCUAAAUGAACAAUAAUAAUAACAAUGUUAAAUAAUAACCAUAUCCUACAGAUAUUAUAGCUGAUUAUGAAAGAUAAAUUCAAGAAUUAUUGAGGGAAUUAGAGAAACUCAGAAAUGCUAAACCUUUUGAUGACAGAAUGUUAAGAAGACAAAUCUAAGAUUUGUAAUCAUUAAUAGUUCUUAUGUGUGCUGAAAUUGAAGCUCUAAGAGCUAAAAUUAGAUGA
Paramecium tetraurelia is the source of this 1274-nucleotide messenger RNA. RefSeq lists its product as uncharacterized. The transcript is spliced from 2 exons. The record is from RefSeq and is a predicted model, not a curated record. Lineage: Eukaryota; Ciliophora; Oligohymenophorea; Peniculida; Parameciidae.